UUUUGCAAAGUCUUUAUUGUUUUACAGGGCUAUAAUGACAACGCCAGAUGCUUUGAAAUACCGCGGCGCACUUUCUCAGGUGAUGACGCUAAGAUAACGGCUGUUUUUUCGAAAUACUUUUCUGAAAACAUUUUGAGAAGUGACAAUUAUGUGGCUCUCGAAAAGGAGGUGAUAACUAUUUUAAAAUCUUCACCGAUAUUUUCGUUAUCUCUUGAUCUUCUUAACUCUAUACCCGGAAAUGGUACACGCUCGGCGAAGGAUCUCCUCGACGAUGUCCUUUUAGCGUGGGUAGGAAUGACUGCUGGAGAUAUUCUCGAAGAUGUCAAACCACUACGUCAUUGUGCUUUUGAACACGUUUUUAUUGGGAAAUUCAUUGGAGACAAAUUGACGGGAUUGCACGCCUGGCAGAGGUUCUUUAUUUUGGAGCGUGAUAACCGCCUGAGAGUGAUUCACUUCUAUAAAAAACAUCGAUGUCUAAAUCUCGCCGCCAUGCGUUUUGUGCUUGAUGGCAAGCUUAGGCUUUGCAGCUCUAUUUUCUUUGGACUUCCAAUGGAUUUUGAGUUGAUGAUUUUUUUUGUCAUCUUACGUACUAAAAAACGUCGCGUGACAACUUCAGUACUACUAGCCAAUGAAGCUGUUCAAAUUUCUUGUUUUCCUUUAGCAUAUGAUGACAAAGUUAUUUCCUCAGCAUACUUUCUUUCUUAA
Molecule: messenger RNA, 705 nt
Organism: Mesocestoides corti
Lineage: Eukaryota; Metazoa; Platyhelminthes; Cestoda; Cyclophyllidea; Mesocestoididae
Source: the annotation of a GenBank genome assembly